Gordionus sp. m RMFG-2023 is the source of this 831-nucleotide messenger RNA. RefSeq names its product histidine protein methyltransferase 1 homolog. The transcript has a single exon. The record is from RefSeq and is a predicted model, not a curated record. Gene Ontology annotation, biological process: peptidyl-histidine methylation, to form tele-methylhistidine. Gene Ontology annotation, molecular function: protein-L-histidine N-tele-methyltransferase activity. Lineage: Eukaryota; Metazoa; Nematomorpha; Gordioida; Chordodea; Parachordodidae. The coding region runs from base 1 to 747 and encodes 248 amino acids.
AUGUAUGGGCCCUUUGAUGAAAAUAUUUUAAAAUCAUCAUUAUACCAUAUUAAUAAUCUAAGAUAUCUAACUAAUUCAUACAAAUUUGAUACUCUUCCACAACAAUCUGAUUUAGUACCAAAUGAAUAUGAGGGUGGCUUUAAAAUUUGGGAAUGUACUGAAGAUUUAUUAAUUUAUAGUGGAAAACUUGAUUUUAAAAAUAAAUCAGUUCUUGAUUUGGGUUGUGGGUCUGGCCUUUUGGGUAUAAAUGCUUUAAUGGAAGGUGCCAAAAAUAUAUGCUUUCAAGAUUUCAAUCAUGAUGUUAUGUUAAAUUUUACAAUUCCUAAUGUUUGGAUUAAUUUCUUUAAUCUUUACAAUAAUGUUGAUUUUGCAAAUCCAGAUUUUAUUUUGAAUGAAAUGAAUGAUAGAUGUAAUUUUGUUUAUGGUGAUUGGGGCCAAAUUAUCCAUAUGGAUUUAAUCCCAAUGAAAUAUGAUUAUAUACUGACAUCUGAAACAAUUUAUAAUCUUGACAAUUUUACCAAAUUACAUGACAUGUUUAAACAUUAUAUUAAGAGCGAUGGAAAAAUUUACAUAGCAGCUAAAUCCCAUUAUUUUGGUGUUGGUGGGAGUGUUCAUUUAUUCCUGAAAAUGCUCACAGAAUUUAAAUUAAACAAGAAAAACAAUUUUAUAUAUAAUAUUUGUUAUAAUAAUGAUGAAGGCAUAGUUCCCAGACAAAUAAUUGAAUUGUCAAUCCCCUCUAUCGAAUAAAUAAAUAUACUAAAUACAUAUUUUAAUAUUAAAAACUCAUUAUUUUGUUGUCUAAUUAAAAUACUAUUUAAUAUUCUUACCAAA